Messenger RNA from Tachysurus vachellii, 1521 nucleotides. It is a transcript of the gene sdr16c5b, whose product is annotated as short chain dehydrogenase/reductase family 16C, member 5b. The transcript is spliced from 6 exons. The record is from RefSeq and is a predicted model, not a curated record. Gene Ontology annotation, molecular function: oxidoreductase activity, acting on the CH-OH group of donors, NAD or NADP as acceptor. The coding region runs from base 244 to 1164 and encodes 306 amino acids. NCBI's taxonomy places the organism in Eukaryota, Metazoa, Chordata, Actinopteri, Siluriformes, Bagridae. Gene Ontology annotation, cellular component: lipid droplet.
AGGUAAACACGCACGACGUGAAGUUUUAAUGACCGAAGGUCGACUGUGUGACUGUUUAAAUAAAAAAAGCGUUGGACAAACCGCGUGUAAUUUCUACCUGAGGUAAAUGAACUGAAUUGGGACUGAAACUCGUUCCGGAGUUUACUGUAAACAGAAAGACGCUGCUCAGGCUUCUUAUUCACUCAGGCUCUGAGCUUGAAAACUCACUUUUGUGUCUAAACUAUAUUUCGUUAUUUUGCCGAUAUGAAUUUCUUCCUUGAGACAUUGAAGGUCAUUGGAUUGUCGGUGGUCUUUUAUCUGGAGGCGUUUGUCCGGCUGUUUGUGCCUGCGCGGAGGAAGAGCAUUGAGGGCGAGCUGGUGCUGCUGACCGGGGCUGCAGCUGGACUCGGCCGGACCAUGGCGUUGGAGUUCGCGCGUUUCGGCGCGCGGCUUGUUCUCUGGGACAUCGACGAGGCGGGAAAUCUGGAGACCGCUCGCCUGGUCAAAGAAGCACAUGGCGCACGAGCGCACACCUACACCUGCGACUGUAGUAGCCGAGAGGACGUGUACAAAGUGGCAGACCGGGUCAAACGUGAGGUGGGUGACAUUACUAUCCUGGUGAACAAUGCUGGCAUCGUCACAGGGAAGAAGUUCCUGGAUUCUCCAGACUCGCUUAUACAGAAGACUAUGGAGGUCAACAGCUUUGCACAUUUCUGGACAAGCAAGGCUUUUCUCCCAGCUAUGAUUGCUGCAAACCAUGGCCAUAUCGUCAGCAUAGCUAGCUCAGCUGGACUUAUCGGUGUUAGCGGAUUGGCAGAUUACUGUGCUAGUAAGUUUGCAGCAGUGGGCUUUGCAGAGUCCAUUGCUUUGGAAAUGUUGGCUAUGGGCUGUGAUGGAGUGAAGACCACCAUAGUGUGUCCGUUCUUCAUCAACACUGGAAUGUUUGAUGGGGCUAACACAAAGUGGCCGAGAAUCAUGCCCAUUUUGGAGCCGGACUACGUGUGUAGAAAAAUUGUGGAUGCUGUUCGGAGAGAUCAGGUCUAUCUGUAUCUGCCUCGUAGCAUCUAUAUUUCAAUCGCUCUAAAAAGUAUGUUGCCUGUUAAAUUAGGAGUGCUGCUUGGUCAAUAUUUAGGAGCAUUUGACUUUAUGGCUAAGUUCAAAGGGCACGGCAAGAAGAGCAACUGACACCUGAGGAAAAACUGAACCCCAUCCAUAGAGCUUCAGGAUCAUGGGACUUGUUUUCAGUAACACUAAUGUGAAGUCACUAUUGGGAUAGAGCAAAUCUACAUUGAGAAGAAUAAAUAACUGAAUAAUUAUUAUUAUUAUUUAAAAAUAUGCAAGCAUGGCAAUGCAACUUAUUAUUGGCACUGUGCUAUAACCACUGAAAAGGCACUUAAUCUGAAAAGUACAUUAAAUGUGCCAGUAUAAUAACAAUGUAAUAGUAGUAGUGUUUGUCUAACAUGUGUAACACAUGCUGGUUUUAAAUGUGUCAUGUCUUGUGUUAUGAAAUACCUCCAAUGAAGUAAAUGUGCCUUGACUGAA